This is a messenger RNA of Owenia fusiformis, 2927 nucleotides long. NCBI's taxonomy places the organism in Eukaryota, Metazoa, Annelida, Polychaeta, Sabellida, Oweniidae. The record is from the annotation of a GenBank genome assembly.
AUUAUUGUCUGACGAAUUCAGCACACACUGGAAUGCAUGCGCUGAAAUGAGUGCAAAGUUCGUGGAUUUAUCUGACGAAGUUUUUUAAAAACAAAAGAACGUGAACGGAGACUUGGACAAUGGUCUGAACAAGAGUCUGUCGGAUCCACUCGGGCAAAACUAAUUGACUUUGGUGAUACAUACGUAAGAAACACCGGGGAACUUCUUUACAAGCGCAUUUAGACGCGAAUUUAGAAUCAAGCGUGGCACGUGCCAUUCAUAUAGACAGCACUUCUGAUUGGCGAAUCUACCAGCAAUAUCCAAUACAUUCCUCCUCAGCAAUUAUAAAAUUAUUAAUUUAACUUUGAUGGUAGCUGAUUGGUUACUGGCACACUUGGAAAUGUUUAACAAUGCUAAUGAAAACAAAAGUGUGAUGUAUAUAAUUAUGUGACUACCUGUUGAAGAUAUACUAAGUUCUAAUGGUGGUAGGAAUGACGCUGGAAGACGCAACAACUUACGGAAUGCCCCAAAGGCCAACGGACCAUCAGUGGGAUAUAAAUGACUCAAACCUUCCAACAGUGUCAGAACUAGAUCCAUAUCAGAUAUGGACAGAUGGGCACUGCAGAUAUGUAUAUAGUGAAAGCUCGGAGGAAGCAAAACGACACGCAAGUGGAUGGGCAAUGCGAAAUACAAACAAUCAUAAUGUAAACAUUUUGAAGAAAUCUUGUUUAGGGGUGUUGAUCUGCAGCAGACGAUGUCGUCUUGAGAAUGGCGAUCAGAUUCAUCUGAGACCAGCUAUCUGUGAUAAGGCAAGGAAAAAACAAUACGGUAAACGUUGUCCAAAUUCCUUAUGCUCCGGUUGGUUGGAAUUGCUGCCCUGCAGAGGACAUUGCGGAUACCCAGUAACGCACUUUUGGAGGCAUACAAAUGGCGCCAUCUAUUUUCAAGGGAAGGGCACGCAUGAUCAUCCACGACCUGAGCUCAAAUCUUCAAUGCAGGAAUCAAAAAGCAAAAUCAGCAAAAAACUCAUGACAAAUAGAGGCCGAUUACAGAGGAAACGUCCAUCUCUGGACAAUAUGCUGGCGCUAUCUUCUGGAUUCAAAGUUCCCCGACUACACAGUACCGCAGGCCAGGAUGUCAUGUGUUCAUGCCCACCAUUCGAGUGUCUCUGUUACCAUAACACCACCAGAUCAAGCUAUGACAGAGCCCUCUAUCAGGACAUCAUGGAAGCAACCACGUUUAGUCCAAGACUUGACCCAUUCACACAAUUCUUCAUGCAGAGUCCAGGAGGAUCACGCAGCCAAGAUCACAUCCCAUCCAAGAACAUUCUAUCUAAAUAUGGUGCCUACCAAAGCAGCAAAUAUGAAGUUCCAAUUACAGUAUUACCGAAUGACCGAAAAGAUUGUAUGUUUUCGAAUGAUUCUCGAUACAGUAGUGAUGAUAAAUCGAAGGUCUCAAUUGCCAACUACCCCCAAGUGAGUGAGAGCAUGUCUCCAGGGACUGACAAUGAGAUGCUGAGAGCAGUUCACAUGGACAAUCAUGCUAGUCCUAAGCAAAUUGAAGAAGCUGAUCUGACAAAUCCUGGUGACUUUCUUUCACUGAAUAAACCUAUUAAUAACAAUAUCAUGGUGCCCAAAGACCCUUACAGGCACCGUUAUACAGGUUUCACUGACUCAAAUUUACCAAGUAUUAAAUCCAUGUUCAGGGACCAAAGUUACGAAUCUAGGGAAUUUAGUAUAUUCAGUGGCUGUGCCGAGACAUAUGUUCAUGCUAAAGAAGCAGUUACCCCUGUGAGUCCCGAGUCUCCUCUCAGAUCCCAACCAUCCCCUUGCUCACCCCCCUCCCUCAUAGAGCUCAAGCCAAUGUCUCUCAAUAAAUCUAAUAUGCCUUCCCAGCCAUUGUCCUCACAGGAGGUCUACCAGUCAAAGCAUGACAUGCCAUUGAAUCUAUCUGUUGAGAAAAGUGCUUUCCAGCCAUAUCUUGACCAUUGCACGAGUAAGGAUCUCAAGCAAUUAGAAGCUUGCAGUUCUUCCCAAAUGUCAACAAAAAAUAUCCAAGAAGCCCCUUAUCUCUCAGCUGGUACUUCUAUGAGCAACCAGAACAAUUAUUACCAUGGUGAUUUCUUUCAUUGUCCAUCAGAACAAUCCCUAUCUGCUCUAAGAAACCAUAGCAUUAAUAUUGCAAUUACUUACAAGUAACCCCCCCUUGUCCCAUAGUGACUGAAGAUGACAAGGUAGUAAAAAACAUUAUUCAAAAUACACUGAGAUGUAUCAAAAGUGAAAAAGUAUUCAGUAAUUGCAGUUAUGAAUUAUUCAUUUUAGGAGUAAAAUACAAAAAGGCUCAAUGACAGAAUCAUAUUUAGUGAUGGCAAUUAAUUUAUUUGAACUGUAUAUUUAACCAAGAAAAACUAUACAUUUAACCAAGAGGUUAAAAAAAUAAUAUGUAUAUUCACACUUGCAUUAUUUAUUUUAAUUUAUUCUUUUGUUUGUUUUAAAGUGCAAUCAUUGCAACCAUAUAUAACUUAAAUUAUUCUCAGAAUUCACAAUUUUAUGAUUCUGUUUUGUAUAUUAUGUACAUUAUAUUUUGUAAAUAUAACAUUUUCAACUUUACAAGACCGGGUUACGUGCAAAUAAUUUGAAUGUCAAAGUAAUUUAUGCAUACAUACUAAUAUAUAUGCAAGUAUAGCCUAUGCUGCCAUUGAUUCAAGCAAGCAUCUUUAAAUUUUUUAUGCACUACAGCAUUGUGCAUCUUGGGUCAAGUCACAUGUGGCCAUAAAGGAAGUAUUAUACACUUUGUAUGUAGUAAGAUUGAUAGGGUGGCUUUUUAUACUCUGCUUUUCUUUGUACAAAAAAACAAUAUUCAAAACUGCUUUAUUUUGUUGUAUAAACUGAUCUAUAUUUAAAUAAAUAAUAAAAAAUAAUUACACAAAGUAAACUCUUGACUUCCAA